UGAAAAAGGCAAGGUUGCCACCGGAGCUGCUCUGUCUUGUCGCCAUGAUCUAAUAGCACCCUGCCAUCAGGAGGUCCCCUUAGACGGAGAAGUAGACGUGUUGUUCACGGGGCCGCGUGGGGGUCGAAGGCUGAGCUGUGUUUGGGAGGAUGGAGUUGCUGUACUUGUACUUGUUCCGCCUUUCGGGAGUAUUGGCUGUGUGCGGCACCAUUGGGUUCCCUACCGCCGGGCUGGCUUUUGGCGAGGGUUUUGUAAAGGAGGAGGAGUGUUGGCCCAUUUAUUUGAAGCCGUCUUCUGGUUUCUCAGCGAGUUAAAGUUAUAUUUUGUGACAUUUGAAGACCUAACUAUGGCUCCAUGAAUUUCAAAACUGCAGGAAGUGCAACAGCCUCCCUACCUCCAGUUUUAUGUCCCUACUGUGACAUUCUUAUUGGGAACUGUGGUUUCAUCCUCAUUGGAUAAGCAAUAACCUGCCUCAGCAUCAGAGUAGGGGAAGCAGUUUGUGGAUCAGGGAAAGCCAUGGCCUUGGGCUUGAAUGUUUUUAACCUCUUCUAUAAGUUCAAAGUGUUGGUGCUUGUAACUUUAUUUGUGAUGGUGCUAUGGACUGCAUUCAUUUACUUAGUGGACACCAGACAGGAAAUUGCUAAAGCUAAGAGCAUGGUGGAGUUUUUCAGGAAGGUAACUAGCCUGGAGCACAGUCAAAAGGAAGAGAAGAUUGAAUCCACUGCAGACGUUCCCAUGGUGAAGUCAUUUCAGGGUCCCUGCCCAGCUCUGUCUCCAUACCUGCGAGGUGCCAGCAAACUCUCCUUCAAACCAUUGGUUACACUGGAAGAAGUGCAAAAGAAGAACCCUCUGGUAGCCAAGGGCCGGUACCACCCUGUGGAGUGCUCAGCCCUGCAGCAUGUGGCCAUCCUUAUUCCACACCGCAACAGAGAGAAGCAUCUGCUGUACCUCCUGCAGCAUCUCCACCCCUUCCUGCAAAGGCAGCAGCUGGAUUAUGGCAUCUACGUCAUUCACCAGGCUGGCAACACCAAAUUUAAUCGAGCCAAACUGCUGAAUGUAGGAUACCUAGAGGCCCUAAAAGAAGUGAACUGGGACUGUUUCAUUUUCCAUGAUGUGGAUCUGGUGCCAGAAAAUGACUUUAACAUUUACAUGUGUGACACACAACCAAAGCACCUUGUAGUUGGCAGGAACAAUACUGGAUACAGGUUACGGUACCGGGGGUAUUUUGGAGGCGUAACUGCUCUUACAAGAGAGCAGUUUUCCAAAGUGAAUGGAUUCUCUAACAACUACUGGGGUUGGGGUGGAGAAGAUGAUGACCUUCGAAUCAGGGUUGAGAUGCAGAAGAUGAAAGUGGUGAGGCCGCCUGCUGAUGUGGCCAGGUACACAAUGAUCUUCCACAACCGUGACCACGGUAACGAGGAGAAUCGAGAGAGGAUGAAGCUUCUCCGCCAGGUCUCUAGAACAUGGAAGACAGAUGGGCUGAAUUCCUGUUCCUAUAAACUGCUCUCUGUGGAACACAACCCACUGUACAUCAACAUCACGGUGGACUUCAGUGUACAGCCUAAGGUCUCAUAGGGGCCAGCACCUCCCAGGUUAUAGGAAAUGGCAACAGAUCUCCUUUGUGGCUGCUGUCAGAGCAGAUGACUUCCAGCACCUGCUUGGAAGAGUCCUUCAGUAGCACAGGAGAAAGUAAAGUGUUCCUUCACAGCAUCUCAUUGAGUGGUUGAGAGUUUCCUUUUGUGAGGAGUUACUGACUGAUCCAAGGGACAGGUCCUUGUGUUCUUCUAUGCACUUUUUGCUGGGACACUGGAAAAAGUGUCCUUGUUUGGGCUGGUCUAGUGGAAGGACUUGAACCAACUCCCUGAAAAGAGUUUGGUUUUGCAACUAUUUCUAGUGAUUUGUGGUCUCAUUAAAAGCACAAUAAUUCUUCAAGAACUACAAACUUGAUGAGAAAAGUUGAUUUUUUCUAGCAUAAGGAAAAAUUGCUUACAUGUGAGGGAAGGUCAGUAAUGGUAAUGAGAUGUUACAAAUUUCUCAAUAAAUGCAGUCCGUUGAACU
Ficedula albicollis (Collared flycatcher) is the source of this 2058-nucleotide messenger RNA. It is a transcript of the gene B4GALT4, whose product is annotated as beta-1,4-galactosyltransferase 4. NCBI's taxonomy places the organism in Eukaryota, Metazoa, Chordata, Aves, Passeriformes, Muscicapidae. Gene Ontology annotation, molecular function: glycosyltransferase activity. The coding region runs from base 517 to 1575 and encodes 352 amino acids. The record is from RefSeq and is a predicted model, not a curated record. Gene Ontology annotation, biological process: carbohydrate metabolic process. The transcript has 7 exons.